This is a messenger RNA of Knipowitschia caucasica, 516 nucleotides long. Lineage: Eukaryota; Metazoa; Chordata; Actinopteri; Gobiiformes; Gobiidae. The record is from the annotation of a GenBank genome assembly.
AUGGUGUGGGUCAGCAGCAGGUGGAUCAGUGCCCAGCGGAGGCCGGAGUCCGCAGCAGGUUGUAAACGGGUCAGUUUCCUGCAGCGGACAGUGGGACUGGAAGCAGGAAGGGACCGCGAGGGUGUGGGUUGUGUGGAGGCCGAGGAGGAGUCACUGGGGAAGCACUACUGUUGGAACUAUACCCAUAAAGUAAACCCUCAGUCUGACCAGAACCACCGAGUUUCUACAGAAGUGAGAGUCAGGGCAGGAAGGAGCUGGAAGGAGCAGGACGUGACUGACGACCCACCGCUGGGAGACCGCUCCUGGAAUGUCUGGGGUGGGAUGAGAGACAUUUCUGAUUUGGCACGUGACGAGCGUGAUAGACACAGAGCAUCUUCCCUGAGCUCUUCUGCGGCCGGAGCCUGUGUGUGUUUUAGCCACAUUCCUGCAGCCCAGAGCAGCGUAAAGGCCGGUGGCCCCUUCACCACGGGUGCAGCAGGGGGCGGGAGGCUGAUGGAUGGAAGAGCAGAGCUGUGA